AGACGCCCCUUCACCUCCCCCACCCCACUCUCUCGGCCUCAAUGACUGUCCGACAGUCACAGUGACCGUCUGGCCGCGAGAGAAGAUACACGAUGGCGUCCUGGCGGCAAUGUCGCGUGCUGCUGGUGUUCCUAUUGGUGGGAUGCUGCGCAGGAAGAUACAUUCUGACCACUCCAAAGCGCUGGAUGACAGGAGGAGCCACCCAAGUUUGUGUGGAGGUGCAGGAGCCCUCAGCACAGCCAGGGCACCUCACGCUCUCAGCCAACGGGACCUUAAUGUUUUAUGACCAGCCUGACAUUGACAAUGACAGGGUGCUGCUGGAAGAUGUGUCCAUUCCCAUUCCUGCAGGGAGUGUGAAUUUCUGCCAGAAGAUUGAGGUGCCUGGGAAAAGUUUCUAUUCUGCCGAUGUGUGGAUUAGAGGAGAGAUCUCUGGGGAGUCGGUCAACAGGACAGUCAGUGUGGAUCUUGAAGAAGUCAGGACAAAGACAUUCAUUCAGACAGACAAGUACCUCUACAAGAAGGGCCAGAAAGUGCACAUUGGUAUCCUCACAGUGUUCUCUGUCAAUCUUACCGUCAGUACUCAGCCGUACACCAAGGUGUGGGUUACAACACCAUCUGGGACGCGCAUCGCUCAGUGGACCAAUGUGGACAACACAGGUGGUCUGGUCCACCUUGACAUGACCCUUGCAGAUGAGCCAGAGCAGGGCCAAUACAAGAUUCAAGUGAAGGGGCAGAAUGGCAAAACACACAGUAAUACCUUCGCGGUGGAUGAAUACAAUCUCCCACGUUUUGAGAUCACUGUCAACGGCCCUGAAACUGUCCUUGCUUCCGACAAGUCUUUCUCCAUCAAACUGUGUGCUAUGUACAUGUAUGGACAGCCAGUGAAUGGAAAUUUCACGCUGGAAAUAAAUAACAACAGUCCAACAAAGUGUGCCAACAUUUACAACAUUACUGGUUUUCUGACGGGAUGCAAGGACUUCACUGUGUCUGCAGCAAGCCUGAGAAUAGUGGACUGUGCCGUGUCAGAUGUGACCCUUGUGGGUCAGGUGACAGAGACAGGGACGGGUGUGACAGAGACUAGUGAUGUGAAGUACAUCCAGGUCUCAAAACAAGGUGUCGUCUUCAAGACUGUGUAUCAGGAUAACAUGAAGAAGCCUGGAUUGCCUUACACUCUGAAGGUGAAAGCAGAUAAGCCUGACGGUACCUCAGCUGCUGGUGUACCUGUGGAGAUGUGCAAAGGUGACAAUUGCUUCAGCCUACAAGUCCCUGAAGAUGGAAUGUUGGUCACCAACGUCGGGGACGAGGAAUUCUCAAAUAUCCGGAUGAAAGCCCUCAACACUCGUGUCAUGCUUCACGAGUCAUUUUUCUCCAUCGACGUGAACUACUACUACUCUCCAUCCAAGUCCUCCCUCCUCAUCUACACCCCUGACAGAAAGCUGCAGUGUGCCAAGGGUGCAUGGGGCUCUGAGUACCAGCUUCCUGUGUUCUUUGUCAGCGACCUGCCUAAAACAUCCUUCACUGUGCAGAUCAUAGCCAGGAGCACCAUACAGUACUACAAGAAGACUGCAGAGAUAGAUCUGACCCCUGGGGACCUGCCCAUUAGACCAGGGGAGCAGGUAGAAGCCUUGGAGGACCCACCAGUUGGUACCAAGAGGGGUGUGGUGUACAUCCCUGUCACCCUCAACAACACCAUCUCCCCUGUGGCCAAGGUGUUUGUUUGGAUGGUUCGGCCUGAUGGGGAGGUAGUGUCGGAUGCCAAGGAGGUGAAGAUGGAGAGGUGCCUGCUGAACCAAGUUGAUAUGGUGUGGUCUGAGACAAUGACCCAGCCAGGGCAAGGAGUAGAGAUGAAGCUGUCCUCUGCUCCUAACUCACUGUGCAGUCUUGGAAUGGUGGACAAGGGCACAAUCCUGCUUGACCCACGUUCCACUGUCUUGACUAUGGACACCAUCUUUGGACACCAGCAGCACAGCUCUUACACCCUGUAUCAACCGUAUUACGAGACCCAGGAGUACUGCAGGUACAAGUAUGGAUUCAGUGACUUUGGGUCUUACUUCACAAAACACUAUGAUGCCUUGGGAAUGUUGGAACCUGACCUACACGUGCUGUCCAACCUGGUGCUGGAGACACGGCCCUGUGAAGAGGUGCCUGAGGGGAUAAGUGGAAACGUCAUAUACCAGGGGCACAAAGUGGCGUACUCUGGGUCAUUUGGGAUGGAAAAUAUGAAGCCGAUGGUAGAAGACAUGCGCACACAGUUCCCAGAGACUUGGAUCUGGGACCUCUACCUCCUUCCGGCAUCUGGUGUCAUCUCUCGGAGUCUCAGUGUUCCCGACAGCAUCACAGAGUGGGUGGGGCAGGCUGUGUGUGUGAGCCCAGAGAAUGGACUUGGCAUGUCUCAGCUCACCAACAUCACCACCUUCACUCCCUUCUUCUUGGACCUCACCCUGCCUCCCUCCAUUAAACGUGGGGAAACUCUUGGGGUUCUUGUCUCUAUCUUCAACUACCUGGAGGCUUCUCUGCCUGUCACAGUUCAAGUGCACAGUAGUGAUGAGUACAACAUAAUCAGGGACCCACCAAGCCAGCAGGCAGAAGGGGUGGUGGAUGUGUGCGUGGCAGGUGGCAGCAAAGCAGUUGUGGAAGUCAAGAUCAAACCUACCGUCAUAGGCCAGGUCAAUAUUACCGUGGCGGCUUCAGUUGACCAGACAGAGGACAACACAUGUGGGACCCCUGCUGUUAGGAUCACCAGAAGAGAUGCACUAGUAAAGCCAAUCACAGUGAAGGCAGAAGGUUUUCCCAGGGAGAAGACAUGGAACAAAUACAUCUGUGCUGAAGAUCUGAGGAACGGGAGUGACUCACUGGGACGCUGGGACGUAGGGGCUCCCAGUGGCAUUGUGGAGGGCUCAGACCGUGGAUGGGUGACCGUGGUGGGCAGCCUCCUCUCCGUGUCCCUUGAGAACCUUGGCCACCUGAUCAGAAUGCCUUAUGGAUGUGGGGAGCAGAAUAUGAUAAACUUUGCACCAAAUGUGUUCAUUCUGCAAUACCUGACAAACACGCGACAGGACACACCAGAAGUCACAGCCAAACUCAUCAGACUAAUGAAUAUUGGAUACCAGCGACAGAUCCUGUACCGCAGAAGCAAUGGGUCAUACAGCGCCUUUGGCAACGCAGAUCCCUAUGGCUCAACCUGGCUCACAGCCUUCGUGGUCAAGUCCUUCGCUCAGGCCCAGCACUACAUUACUAUUGAUGUGGAAGACUUAGGGCAUUCCCUGAAAUGGCUGAGCCACACACAGGCAGUGGAUGGUUGCUUCCCUUCCCUUGGCCAGGUGUUCAACAAGGCUCUUAAGGGUGGCAUUGAAGGUAGAGGCAGAGAAGCGCUGACAGCAUACGUUCUAAUAUCUCUUCUGGAAGCUGGGCAGGAAAGCUUCAGCCCCACAGUGCUCAGUGCUAAAUCCUGCCUCCUCUCACAAGAAUCACCCAGCUACCACCCUUACAUCCUGGCACUCAAGGCCUAUGCACUUGCACUGGUUGGGGUGCCAGAAGCAGGAGAUGCACUAAGGGCACUAAUGUCCCAAGCUGUGGUGACUUCAAACUCCACCCACUGGGAACUGCCUACUGGAUAUAGACAUAGUAACUCCCUAAAAGUUGAGAUUGCUGGCUAUGCUGCUCUGGCUAUGAUGACUUAUGAUGCAUCAACCUACAAAUACCAGACUAGGAAGGUUUUCAAGUGGAUCACAGCUCAGAGGAAUGGACAGGGAGGCUUCUACUCUACCCAGGACACGGUGGUGGCUCUGCAGGCCCUGGCUAAGUACGAGUCCUUGCAGUAUCAGGGUGAUAUGAAUCUGAAGGUGACAGUCAAGGGGAAUGCCAUUGAUCACUCCUUUGCCAUCACAGAGAGCAACAAACUGAUCACUCAGCUGUCCCCUCUUGCAACGCUUCCCACUUCUCUGUCCCUGACCAUGCAUGGCAAGGGAUGUGCAGUGUUCCAGUGUGUGGUACGCUACAAUGCGCAUGAACCAGACUCAAGUGAUGCAUUCAAGCUAACCGUCAAGACACAAACAGCGGCUGACAGAACUUGCAAAACUAAAUGGAUCAAUGUUUGCGCCUCAUAUCUCCUUCCCGAUGUCAGUUCAAACAUGGCUGUCAUUUCUGUGGACCUGGUCUCUGGAUAUGUACCACUGAAGGAGGACCUGAAGGAAGCUGUGGAGAAAAGUGCAGGUGUGGUGAAGAGAUAUGAGGUGGAUGGGAAUAAGGUUAUAUUCUACGUAGAGGAGAUGUCACAGGGAGAGAAUGUGUGCGUGCGGAUGCGAGUGGAGCGUCUGGUGGAGGUGGAAGGUGCCAAGCCAGGGUCCAUCACUUUGUAUGAUUACUAUGAACCAGAGUUGUCCAUCAGUAAGAUCUACAGACUUCCCCCAAUUGAUGAGUGUCAGUAUACUUCGUAAGUCUCAGUCAGCCCUUACCAGCCUCCUAUCUACACAAAGAGUUACUGCUGUUGACUAGAAGGACCCUGAUGGGGCUGCUGUGGUACAAUGGGGCCAUGUGCUCUUUUUGGGGGGCUGUGGGUCCUGGGCACAGUCUAAAGGUAGGAAGGGAAGACGGUUCCCAAAUGCUAAAACGAAAAGUCCUUUGUUAGGAGGCACCGUCCUAGCCCUAAUAAAGUAGGAAAAACUGAGCAUAAUAUAUAUAUAUAUAUAUAUAUAUAUAUAUAUAUAUAUAUAUAUAUAUAUAUAUAUAUAUAUAUAUAUAUAUAUAUAUAUAUAUAUAUAUAAAGACUAUGUUCUGAGACUUGAGCUGCACCUCCACUACUUUCAAAUGGCUCUAGUUGAAAUUCCACAUUUUUUUAAGGUUACCAUUUUUAUGGUUCUAGUAAUAAAUUAAAAUUUCAACAUUAUUAAAAGGAGAAAUACAACAUUCAGAAGGCUCUGGUUGAAGUUUCAUGGAUUCUAGUGACAUUAACAAGAUUUCUCCAUUAACUGGAGAAACACUUGAGAACCUAGCUUAUCAAUGAUUAGCUGAAAUAACUAGUAAUCAUCUCUAUGGCCUUUGAAAAUAGUCAUGGUGACAGAAUAAAGUGUUUCAGAAUACAAGCCAAAGUGCUUGUCUCAGUAACUCAGUUUUUUUUUUUUUUUUACUUACACAUGGUGCAGUAGAAGUUGUAGGAAGGUUUCCAGGAGUGCUUUCAUGAUUUAAUUGAAGUUUUAAUGGUUCUAGUGAUAGUUGAACAAGGAAUUUUUACAAGGAGGGAAGAAAACUCAUGCAAAUCUAUCAUGUUUUUGGCAUAAACUUGUCACGGUGAGAGCAAAGUGUAGAUUACAAGAAAACUAAAUGCCAGGUGAAAUAAACAGAAGCAUAUUUUAGUUUAGGCAUGUGUAAAUAUAAAAGUUGAAUUUAAGAAUUGUCAACCACUGCUUUGUGAAAACAUAAACAACUUUCAUUC
Scylla paramamosain (green mud crab) is the source of this 5431-nucleotide messenger RNA. RefSeq names its product pregnancy zone protein-like. The transcript is spliced from 27 exons. Gene Ontology annotation, cellular component: extracellular region. The coding region runs from base 93 to 4436 and encodes 1447 amino acids. The record is from RefSeq and is a predicted model, not a curated record. NCBI's taxonomy places the organism in Eukaryota, Metazoa, Arthropoda, Malacostraca, Decapoda, Portunidae. Gene Ontology annotation, molecular function: endopeptidase inhibitor activity.